This is a messenger RNA of Girardinichthys multiradiatus, 2349 nucleotides long. RefSeq names its product membrane cofactor protein-like. Gene Ontology annotation, biological process: negative regulation of complement activation, classical pathway. The record is from RefSeq and is a predicted model, not a curated record. NCBI's taxonomy places the organism in Eukaryota, Metazoa, Chordata, Actinopteri, Cyprinodontiformes, Goodeidae. The transcript is spliced from 10 exons. The coding region runs from base 493 to 1356 and encodes 287 amino acids.
CAGGCAACCCAGACAGACCAAGAUAGGAUUAAAAAAUGGUUGGACUGAGACCUCUGGCCCAGUCCAACCAUAAAAGCCACAACAGUUUUAUAUUGUGGUUCCUGCAUUUGAGUUGUGGCUUUUGCAUUUGGCUUGAGACCUCUGGCUCACCGUAGUAUGUAGACACACUCCUCCCGGCUGCUGUUGGCAGAUAGGACGAGGUUUUUCGUUAUACAGGAAAAUAAGAAAUUGGAAGCAAUAUAAAUGUUGAUUACCGUAUGGUGUAGCUGUUUCCGAUAACCGUUAUCUCGCCGUCCAGCUCACAACACGAACGUCACCGAUUAACUCCUGUAAGAAACAUUUUUAUGACAUUUAAAGACCUUGGGGCGGCUAGGCAGGUCAUCUGCGGUUAUUAGCAGCAACCACCAACUCCAACCAGGAGAACACGUUCAUCCGUACCACAGUAGUUUGAAAGGUCUCACUGUCAUUGGAUUACUUUGCUGGAUCCUGAACAUGAGUGUCUGGGGCCUCUUUCUUCUUAGCAGCUUCGGCUUUGCUAUCACUGCUCAAGCCCAGCGGUGUUCCAAACCUCCCGGACGGCCAAGCAUGCAUCUGAAGGACGAGUACAUUACGAAAGACACAUUUGAGGAUGGGUCCACUGUGGCUUUUAUCUGUGGUUUUGGCUACACAUCUGUAGGAGGUUCUGGAAUCAUCAAGUGUACUUCAGGCAUUUGGAGUCCUGUUAAGCUGACUUGCAAGAGGAAUAACUGUGGACCUCUUGACGAAGUGUUGAAUGGACAAAUUGACUACCCUAGCGGGACGCAGUAUGGGGAUAAAGCAUUGAUCACUUGUAACAAAGGUUACAGAUUAGUUGGUAAAAGUGAAAUCACAUGUGGAGCACAACAAUGGCUGCACAGGGUGCCUCGUUGUGAAGUUUCUAGAUGUGCCCAGCCAGGUAGUAUUGAAAACGGUUCUUUUAGUCCAGUGCAGGAGGAGCCAUACAGUUAUAGAGAUGUUGUGGAGUACUCUUGUGACAAAGGGUAUACACUCAAUGGAUCAAAACAGUUAAUCUGUGAGGAAAAUGAGGAGUUCACGCCUUCUCCUCCAUCAUGCAUCUUGGUUCAAUGUAAAGAUCCAAAGAUUCCAAAUGCGGCAUACAUUGACGGCUCUCGACCUCCACAUGGGUACAAGGCUACUGUAAUAUACGAAUGCAAACCUGGAUUCAAAAUGAUUGGACAGUCUACCCUGACUUGCAACAUGAAUAGCCAGUGGUUUCCUAGAAUCCCAGAAUGCACCAGCAAUGGAAAUGUUGUUGGAGGAUUGAUUUGUGGACUUGUAAGCAUCACAGUCCUGUUGGUCCAAAAUUACUUGAUGUAAACACAUCAUCUCAAGAAGAGGACUGUCCUCUAAUCUGGGAAUGAACCUGUCCUUCAUGUGCAAUCUGGAGUUUAUGAACUUAGUGGGAUCCUGGGACAGAAGCAGAUGAAGCUCUGUCCCCGUUUCUUCUUUUAUGUGGCUUUCUAAAGCCAAGAGAUAAAAACAUGCUGUUCUGAUAGGCCAGUCAUAACCACUUCCUGUUUGAAUGUUUCUUGCCACAUUGAUUUUAGAUGUAAGCAGCGCAGCACAGUCAAGCUUAGCCUUUGUAGCCAGAUUCACAGGUUGUCUUUAAGUUUUAAGAUAGAUAGAUAGAUAGAUAGAUAGAUAGAUAGAUAUUGUUAAAGAUACAUUCAAAAUCUCAAUUUUUUAUUUUAGUUUCAAGCUUGGCAUUGUAAGAAAUAGUUGUACAGAAAUGUUUGCAAUCGUAUAACUAAAGGAAAUUGUUUAUGUCACAGACUGAUUUUGUAUUUAUAAUAGCUGAUCAAACAAGUGGUCUUAAAGGUUCAGACUGAAGAAAACGGUAUGAUCUGGUGAACAAUCCAUAGUGCCUGAAAAAAUACGCAAACUUGAUAUGCCUGACUGAAAAGAAGCCAAGUGUUGUUUUUUGUCAUGUGUCCUUAUACAGUAUUUUAAAUGCUUUGAUGCCUACUUGUUACUUUAUCUCAGUAUUAUAUCACUGAGUCAAACUACGUAUAGUUUGAAAGAAUAAGUUACAUAAGUCAUACAAGAUAAGUUUCUAUAUCAAAUUGAUUCAGGUUUUAUUUUUAACUACUGUCGAGUUAAAUAGCAAUACCUUUUAAACACUGGAAUUGACUCAGAUCUCAUAGGAAUGUUUGAAAAGCGCUUUCCCUAAAUAUUGCACUGGCUCUGCCCUUAUAUGAAUGAAAUAGUCAAAGAAUUGUAUUUUGUUGUAUUUCUGGCAGUUGACUUAAACCUGCACUACCCUUUCCCAUUACAAAUACUGUAUUUCAAUGAAUAAAAAAUAAUCUUUUA